This is a messenger RNA of Ornithorhynchus anatinus (platypus), 2927 nucleotides long. RefSeq names its product harbinger transposase derived 1 (gene HARBI1). The transcript is spliced from 3 exons. Lineage: Eukaryota; Metazoa; Chordata; Mammalia; Monotremata; Ornithorhynchidae. The record is from RefSeq and is a predicted model, not a curated record. Bases 406 to 1452 code for a protein of 348 amino acids.
CCAGACGGCGAAGGGCCAGAAUAAGUACCCUACGGCAUUUUCAAGGACACGGGGUGUAAGAGACUCUCUCUCUCCACGACACUCAAACUUACAGGAGGGGGGGUGCGAUCUGACCGACAGCAGCAGUGUCGUCUUUGAACCGAAGGAAGUCUGCGGUAUGAAUUUGGAGAGUUGAGCCCCCAGAACCCAGACUAAGAUGAAAGGGGGACUUGGGCGGUGAAACCCGGGAGAAAAGACCCCUGAAGGUUCAGGGAGAAGAGCGAAAGGCGGCCGAAGAGGAGAGCUGUGGAAAUGAGGAAUGACUCGAAUUCCGCGCGCCGGUCCGCUUCCGUCCCGGGACACCGGCCGCGCCCGUAGGGAGACUUGGGGAAUGUUAGCCGCAGGCCGCGGGCGGCUUCCUCGGCCAUGGCUCUGCCCAUCACCAUCCUGGACUGCGACCUCCUGCUCUACGGUCGGGGUCAUCGGACGCUGGAUCGCUUCAAACUGGACGACGUGACGGACGAGUACCUGAUCUCCACGUACGGGUUUUCGCGGGAGUUCAUUCGCUACCUGGUGGAUCUCCUGGGAGCGAGCCUCUGCCGUCCCACGCAGCGGUCCAGGGCCAUCAGCCCGGAGACCCAGAUCCUGGCGGCGCUGGGCUUUUACACUUCGGGGUCUUUCCAGACGCGAAUGGGAGACGCCGUCGGCAUCAGCCAGGCCUCCAUGAGCCGGUGCGUGGCCAACGUCACCGAGGCCCUGGUGGAACGGGCCUCCCGGUUCAUCCGCUUCCCGGAGGACGAGAUGUCCGUGCAGGGCCUGAAGGGCGAUUUCUACGGGCUGGCGGGGAUGCCCGGGGUGGUGGGAGUCCUGGACUGCACCCACGUGACGAUCAAGGCGCCCAACGCGGAGGACCUCUCCUACGUGAACCGCAAGGGCCUGCAUUCGUUAAACUGUCUGAUGGUGUGCGACAUCAGGGGGACGCUGCUGCACGUGGAGACCCACUGGCCGGGGAGCCUGCGCGACUCGGCCGUGCUGCAGCGGUCGGCCCUCGCCGCUCAGUUGGAAGCCGGGAUGCCCAAAGACGGCUGGCUCCUCGGGGACAACGCCUUCUAUCUUCGCACCUGGCUCAUGACUCCGCUUCCCAUCCCGGAAACCCCCACUGAGUGUCGUUACAACUUGGCCCAUUCUGCCACCCACAAUGUGAUCGAGAGGACGUUCCGGACCCUCCGUUUCCGCUUCCGCUGCCUGGAUGGAUCCAGAGGGGCUCUACAGUACUCGCCAGAGAAAUCCAGCCACAUCAUCCUGGCCUGCUGUGUCCUCCACAACAUUUCCCUGGAGCACGGGCUGGAUGUGUGGUCCUCCCCUGUCACCGGUCUCGUGGAGCAGCCGGAGGAAGAGGUGGAGCACAUGGAGUCCCUGGAUUCAGAAGCCGACCGCAUCCGCCAGGAACUGAUGCUCACUCAUUUCAGCUAGACUGGGAAUCGAGGAAGGGGGAGCCUUCCGGAAGGACGGACCUGUGAAAACGCCGCCCUCCCCUCCCCACCUUUUACUUCCCGCCUCCCUCCCCUUUCCCUUCCGCUAUGCCCUUGUUUUAGAAAAGCUCGAUGGGGUAUUGAGAAGUUGGACAUGAAUUUACACUUUCUCCGGGUUGGGGAUGUUGGUGUACGCCAGGAUCUCUUCAUUCAUUCUACAGUUCUGUAACCAAACCAUCACGGCAGUUUUCCCAGUCACUCGAUCGCCACUCUUCUGAGGGGCUGGUUAUUUGAAGGUGCGCCGCCGGAAGCGGCGCCGGGCACUGAGUCGAGCCCACGGCCGUGGGUAACCAGGAGGACGAUGGCAUCUCGGCGUCCGCGUAUAUUUGAAGUCAUCUCGCGGAGUUUGGCCCGCAGCCACGGCCAGCGCUGGACCCCGAGCGUUGGCUCUCCAGUCCAUCCGACCAAUUCAGGGAGUUUCCGAAUGGGACUUUGGAGGCGGCUGCCUCUGAGAUUAGAAUCCGCUCCGAAACAAGCAGAGACCAGAGGGCCACCCCUCACCUUCCCAAUAUGCUUUAGAAUUUCCCACCCUUACCUUUUCUUUCUUAAGAAAUGUUCAGCUAACCUUAUAAAGAGCAGGAAUGAGCAGGGCAUCCUGGGGGAGAACCUGUCCAGCGAUCGAGGGAACGAUGUUUGGUUUUACUCAGGACAUGCCCGAGGAACGUGGAAUUGGAAAUUUGCAGGUCACCCUCAGAUUCCGUAGGCCCGUGAUGGUUGUGUAUUUGCCGGGUCCCCUCGCCUCUCCGGAUUCCCGGGAAGGAGAGGAGGGAUGGAAAAGCCAAUGGAACCCGGAUGGGUAACGAGGGAGUGCAGGAAAUCCCCUGCCUGGUGCGAGUUGAGGUGCGGAAGAACCCUGGGGCGGGACGUGGUUGGUAGCUCCCAGUGGCGCCAGUGUCGUUCACGUUGCUUAUAAACUCAGCAGUGGAAAGCGCUGGCCAGGGAGCGCGCCUCUUUUGAGGCUGCUCGAACGUCGUUCCACAUUAAAAAUAACCCGCCUGGAAUAAAAGAAGCGCGAAUUGGGUUCGCAUCCGCUGGCGUUCUCACCUGGACCGGAAGGGAAGCCUUCCCGAGAAGCGACGUCUCGCCCACGGUCUCUCGGAACCUCGCCCGCGUCCCUUGGACGGUCUCGGUCCGGUGACUCUCAAAGCCGAGAAGCGAACAGCCGGUGAAGGAAGAGGUUUGGAGAUAAAUGGCGGGUGACUCAGCCUCGCGACGAGAAACAGUUAUGAUGGAUUAUCUGGUAUCUAUUUCCACUCUUGCCUGCGACUUCCUGGCCUCGGCCUCCUGUUUACGCCGAACGGGCUCAGCCGACGGAGGGCAAGCUGCGGGCUGGGCUCGGGGCAUUCGGGAUCACAAGCCAAGUGGGGUCUUGGAGGGGGCGGCGAAUAAAUAAGAGGACUUCCAGUUUUGCCUUAA